This is a messenger RNA of Penicillium argentinense, 660 nucleotides long. Its product is annotated as flavin reductase family protein. The record is from RefSeq and is a predicted model, not a curated record. Gene Ontology annotation, molecular function: FMN binding. The transcript has a single exon. The coding region runs from base 1 to 660 and encodes 219 amino acids. NCBI's taxonomy places the organism in Eukaryota, Fungi, Ascomycota, Eurotiomycetes, Eurotiales, Aspergillaceae.
AUGCCUCCGAAGCGCAAGGCAACGCAAGAGCCAGAUACUUUACCAAAGAAGGAAUCAACGAAAAAAGACACAAAGCCUUUCAAAGACUGCCCCAUUUCCAAAGCCUACCGCUUCAUUGAGCCCGGUCCACUCCUCCUCGUCACAACAGGCUCUCUCGCCAGCAAAACACACAACAUCAUGACAUUAGGCUUCCACAUGAUGAUGCAGCACGAGUCACCGCCAUUAAUUGGAAUCACACUGGGGCCGUGGGACGCAUCUUUCAAAGCGCUGAAGGAAAAGCAGGAGUGCGUCCUCACCGUACCUUCCACCGAAAUCGCAGAAACAGUAAUUGAUAUUGGGAAUAUCUCGUCCGAUGAUCUUGAUUCACCCAGUGGGAAGUGGGAGCGGUUUGGACUCGAACCACUCCCGGCUGGGAAGGUGCAGGCUCCUCUUGUGAGCGGGCCGCAUGUGAUGGCUAAUAUUGAGUGCGUGGUUGAGGAUAUGAGUAUGGUGAAGAAGUACAAUAUGUGGGUUUUGAGAGUUGUGAAGGCCUGGGAGAAUCCCAUGCCUGACGGUGGGACGAUGGCUCAUCAUUGUGGGCAGGGGGUUUUGGUUGGUGAUGGAUUGAGGCUGGAUUUUAGUCAUCGAAUGGAUAAAUGGCAGGAGUUUCUUGACGGAUGA